Molecule: messenger RNA, 1653 nt
Organism: Centrocercus urophasianus (Greater sage-grouse)
Lineage: Eukaryota; Metazoa; Chordata; Aves; Galliformes; Phasianidae
Gene: FAS
Product: Fas cell surface death receptor
Biological process (GO): extrinsic apoptotic signaling pathway in absence of ligand; activation-induced cell death of T cells; regulation of stress-activated MAPK cascade
Cellular component (GO): membrane raft; CD95 death-inducing signaling complex; external side of plasma membrane
Molecular function (GO): tumor necrosis factor receptor activity; protein binding
Source: RefSeq, a predicted model, not a curated record
AUGUUUACCAACAUGGGAGGAGCCGGACUCGGGCAGAAGCCCGGCGGCUUUCGUUUUGCAGGCGGUUGCGAGACGGCGCUGCGCGGGGACAUGGCUCGGGGACUCUUUCAUCUGCUCCUCGUGGUUGCGUUAGUUAUGGAAACACAUUGCAAAAAUGAUACAGAGAUUCCCAUACACACAGCACACAAUAAAUCUGUUACAAGGAAGAGAAACAUUGCUAAGCAAGAGAUUAUCUGUGCAGAGGAGGAGUACAUUUUAAAUGAUCAGUGCUGCAAGAAAUGUAGACAUGGUCAUGUCAAAAGUACUGAGUGCCCAAACACUCUAGCACAUUGUGUACCAUGCAAAUCUGGAGAGGAGUACAUGGAUCAUAUCAAUGAUUUGGACAAGUGUAUGAGAUGUCGUUCAUGUGACAUAGCACUUGGUUGGAAGGUUGUAAAGAACUGUACCCCAACAGAGAAUACAGAAUGCUCCUGUGCAAAGAACCAUUAUUGCAAUCCUCCUCAAUGUGAACACUGCGAGUCAUGUACCGUAUGUGAAAAUGGCCUAGUUGAAAAGGAAUGCACUUCAACUUCAGACACUGUGUGCAGAAUGCAAGAAGCAGGAAUGCCACCUUGGGGCACCGCAUUAAUUGCCAUAUUUGUGAUAGCAUUAGCAGCCGCAGCAGGAUUCAUAUUCUACCGUAAGAGAAAACGGGAGAAUAUUAUUACCCAAGGUAACACAGCCACUGGUAGAGACAGUUCUGAUGAGACUUUAACACUCGUAUCUAUAGAUGAUGAGCUGAGCCGCCAUAUCCCUGACAUCGUGAGGGAGAUGACGCUAGAUGAAGUCAAGACAUUUGUUCGUCAUCACGGGCUUUCAGAACCUACCAUAGAUGAAAUUAUCCAGGAUAACUUCAAUAACACAUCUGAACAGAAGAUUAAGCUCUUUCAGAAAUGGCACCAAAUGCAUGGGAUAAGAGGAGCCCACGGAGCCCUAAUAAGCAGCCUGAGAGAUUUAAAAAUGCGUGCACUAGCUGAUAAAAUUGAGGAAAAACUGAAGGCAGCUGUUUCAAGCCACCAGGAAAGGAGGGAGUCUUAUAAUGAUAAAACUAUGCAAAGCAAUUCCUACAGUCAGGAAGGUGGAAAAUCUUAUCACGAUAAUGCUGAAAUAAGUAAAACCUACCCUGAGAGUUUGGAAGAAACAUAGCAUAGAAUUAUAUUAAAAUUAUUUCUGACUGAAUUAGUAUUUUUUACUACUACAAAUAACAAAGCUUCUGAAAGCCAUUUUGUUGGCAGCUCAGGGAGUUUUUCAGGGUACUUAUAACACGAAGAAUAGUUUGGAUUUUUGUAAAGGUAUGUUUCCCUUAAAAAGAAGUCUUAACUGUUUAUUUUGAUUGUUAAAAACAGGACAGAUUUAUGGCUUAUUAAAGGUAACAAUAGAAGAGUUCAGCCAUAGGACUUGCUACAAAAAGAACAAAGUAGUCACUGGCAGAAAGGUUUAACUCAAAUGUGGUAGUCCUGAACACUGACUCAAUGUAGUGUUUCAAUUACAUUAUAAUUAUGGGAUGUUACAUUUUUCAAAGUGAAAAGUCUGAUGUUAAAAGUCAAUGAAAUAAACAAGGAAGAAUGAUUCAACAACAGCAAAAUAAUAAACUUUUGUAUAAUAUACCCCUAA